Molecule: messenger RNA, 1254 nt
Organism: Thlaspi arvense
Lineage: Eukaryota; Viridiplantae; Streptophyta; Magnoliopsida; Brassicales; Brassicaceae
Source: the annotation of a GenBank genome assembly
AUGACAACACACAGGAGAGAAGACAGACAGCAACCGCAGCAAAAGAUGCAGCGACUUGAGCCUGAGAAUGAGAUAGUGAUUGUCGGGGGUGGGAUUUGUGGCCUCGCCACCGCCCUUGCUUUGCAUAGGAAAGGAAUAAACAGCUUGGUACUAGAGAAAUCGGAGAUACUGAGGGCAAGUGGAGCAGCCAUCGGAAUACUGGAUAACGGAUGGCGAGCCCUGGAGCAGCUCGGCGUCGCCGAUCGUCUCCGUCAAACUGCUAUCCCAGUUCAGGGGGCUCGAGAGAUAUGGCUUGAUAAGAAGGCGAAGGAAAUAUCUGCGGAGUGGAGUGGGGAAAAUCGAUGCUUGAGGCGAAGUGAUCUGGUGAACGCGCUAGCUGAUGCUUUGCCGCCUGAUGCGAUACGUUUCGGAUGUCAAGUAGUCUUCGUCGAGCUCCAUCCUUCGACUUCUUACCCAAUUCUUCAUCUUCAGGAUGGUAAUACUAUUAUGGCAAAGCUUGUAAUUGGAUGCGAUGGAGCAAGGUCGGCCGUUUCCAACUUCCUCAACUUAAAGCCUACUGGAGUAUUUGGCCUUUUAACAACGAGAGGCAUGACUUAUUAUCCAAUUGGUCAUCCAUUUUCCCAUGAAUUUGUUCAAACUUACAAAAACAACGUUGUGGUAGGACGUGUUCCAAUUGGCGAGAAGUUAGUUCACUGGUUGAUAACUCAGCAAGGAUCUCCUAAAGGUGAAAAUAUUUCAAAAAAUCCGGAGUAUGUGAAGCAGUUAACCCUACAUGCCAUCAAUAGUUUCCCAGAAGAAAUCAUUCAAAUGGUGGAAUGUAGUGACCUAGAGUCAUUAUCUUUCGCACGUUUGAGGUAUCGUGCACCAUGGGAGCUCUUAACAGGAAACUUUCGCAAAGGAACUGUUACGGUAGCCGGGGAUGCCAUGCACGUGAUGGGUCAUUUUCUAGGGCAAGGUGGCUCUGCAGGUUUAGAAGAUGCAAUCGUGCUUGCUAGAUGUUUAUCGCAGAAGUUGAGUUUCAUUGACCCAAUAACAGAUGAAAAUGGAAAGGUUAUGCACAAUAUCGAAGCAGCAAUAGAUCAAUAUCUGAAAGAGCGGAAGAUGAGGGUUGCGAGAUUGUCAACACAAUCAUUUCUUAUUGGUUUAUUAUGGCAAUCCUCGUCGAUGGUGGUGAAAUUUGUUAUUGUCAUUUUAAUGGUUGUUCUCUUUAACAACAUAGCUCUUCAUACUAAAUAUGACUGUGGCAAGCUGUGA